This is a messenger RNA of Cavenderia fasciculata, 1032 nucleotides long. Its product is annotated as zinc-containing alcohol dehydrogenase. Lineage: Eukaryota; Evosea; Eumycetozoa; Acytosteliales; Cavenderiaceae. Gene Ontology annotation, molecular function: oxidoreductase activity; zinc ion binding. The record is from RefSeq and is a predicted model, not a curated record. The transcript is spliced from 2 exons. The coding region runs from base 1 to 1032 and encodes 343 amino acids.
AUGAUCGCCUCUACUGACAAUAAUAAUACUAUGAAAGCUGCUGUUGUAGUUGCUGCUGGUAAAUGGGAGAUUAAACAAAUACCGAUACCACAAACAACCAAGGGACAGGUUAGAGUCAAGGUGAUGGCAUGUGGUGUAUGUUACUCUGAUUCAAUGAUUGUUAGUGGUAGAGUAGGACCGAUAUUUCCAAGAGUACCUGGACAUGAAAUAGCUGGUAUUGUAGAUGCCUUGGGUGAAGGUGUUACAAAGUUUAAAAUUGGUGAUCGUGUCGGAGUUGGGUUCUUUGGUGGAGGUCAUUGUGGAGAAUGUACAGACUGUCUAUCAAAUAGUUGGGUGACAUGCAAGAGUGUUGGUGGAUGUGGUAUAUCUUUUAAUGGUGGGUUUGCCGAAUACACAGUUGCACCACAAGAUGCAUUAUCUCGUAUCCCAGAUGAAAUUGAUUUCCUUCAAGCCGGUCCAUUCUGUUGUGCAGGUGUCACUGUAUUCAACUCUAUCCGUAACCAAGGUUUGAGAGCUGGUGAUUUGGUCGCUGUACAUGGUAUUGGCGGUCUUGGACAUUUAGGUAUUCAAUUUGCGAGAAAGCUUGGAUACGAAGUCAUAGCAGUCUCAUCAGGUGAUGAUAAAGAACAACUUGCCAAGGAACUCGGAGCACACCAUUACAUCAACUCUACUAAACCAGAUGUAGUUGGUAGAUUACAAGCACUUGGUAAUAUCAAGUUGAUCAUGUGUACUGCACCUGCCAAAGAAUCUGUUGAGCUCCUUUCCAAGGCACUAGGAUUCAAUGGAAAACUUUUACUUUUGGCCAUUAUGAAAGAACUCACAAUCAACCCACUCCAACUCAUCAGCAAGAAUCAGUCUGUCGUAGGAUCAUACUGUGGUGAUAGUCGCGAUACUGAAGACACACUCAAAUUUGCAGCCAACCAAAACAUCAAAUCCAUGCUUCAAGUAUACCCACUCGAACAAGUUGAAGAAUGUUUAAAUAAUAUUUCAAAAGCUAGAUUCCGUGCUGUAUUAAAGAUUGGUGAUUUUUAA